AUGAGAAUUCUAGUAAUUAAAUUUUUAUAUUUAUUUUUUAUUAUUAUUUAUGAUAUUAAUGCUUUGCCUAUUGGUCAACAUAAAUCAAAUAUUGAAAAUAGUACAUUAAAUGCCGGACAACGUGCUAUGCUUUCGGAAUAUCAUAUCGAUAAAUUACCAGCUGGUUUGCGUAUUUCACAAAUUAUACCAAAAUUUCAAGUACCGAAAAAAUUUAAUUUAACUAAAAUAGCACAAGAUUUAAAAAAAUUUGGUAUUCAUAGUUUAAAAGAUGAUAAACAUAUUGAAGGUGUACCAUUAGAACGUGAUGGAAAAAUUAAUUUAGAUUUUCAUAAAGAAAUCUUUUUGGGUAAUCAUGAAUUAUUUGAAUCAGAUAUUCAACAUGAUGAAAAUAAACGAGAUAAAAAAUUAGAAGAAAUAUUUAAUGAAGCGGAUACUGAUCAUGAUCAACGUUUAUCAAAAGACGAAUUACUUAGUUAUGUAUUAAAAAAUGUUAAUCAACAUUUAAAAGAAGCACAAGAAAAAAAUUCACAAUUAUUUUUAUUAAUUGAUUCAAAUCAAGAUGGUAAAGUAACAUGGCAUGAAUAUUUUGCUUUAUAUGUUAAAUUUCAUAAUGUAAAUACAACUGGUAUUAAAGAAACGGAUACAUUUGAUUUUAUUCAAGCACCAUUUGAUAAUAAUUUUCAACGAGAAUUAGUUAAAAUUCGAUAUCGUUGGACAGAAGCUGAUGUUGCUGGUGAUAAUGAACUUGAUAUUGAUGAAUUUCUUGCUUUUCGUCAUCCAGAAAUAGCUGGUCAUUCAUAUAAACAUAUUGUUGAUGAUCUUAUUUUACAAAUGGAUCGUGAUGAUGAUAAAAAAUUGAAUGAAACUGAAUUUGCGUUUUUACCAUCAAGUGUAUUAGAAGAUGGUGGAAAUAAAGAAUGGAUUGAAAUGGAUAAACGAUGGUUAGAAGAUCAAAAACGAGAAUUUCAUGAAAUGGAUGAAGAUAAAGAUGGAGUAUUAACAAAAGAUGAAUUAUUAAGAGCUUAUAAUCCAUUGAAUCGUGUUCAUAUAAAUAAUCAAAUAAAAAAAUUAUUUUCAAAAGUUGAUGAUUCUCCAUCAGAUAAUGUUUUAACAUUGAAUGAAAUUCAAAAACAUGCUGAUGUUUUUACUGAUAUGCAAAUUUUAGAUACUGAAAAAGCAUUACAUGAAGAAAUGUAA
Adineta steineri is the source of this 1197-nucleotide messenger RNA. The record is from the annotation of a GenBank genome assembly. NCBI's taxonomy places the organism in Eukaryota, Metazoa, Rotifera, Eurotatoria, Adinetida, Adinetidae.